Thunnus maccoyii (southern bluefin tuna) is the source of this 2953-nucleotide messenger RNA. It is a transcript of the gene senp2, whose product is annotated as SUMO specific peptidase 2. The transcript has 17 exons. The record is from RefSeq and is a predicted model, not a curated record. Gene Ontology annotation, molecular function: deSUMOylase activity. Gene Ontology annotation, cellular component: nucleus. NCBI's taxonomy places the organism in Eukaryota, Metazoa, Chordata, Actinopteri, Scombriformes, Scombridae. The coding region runs from base 163 to 2001 and encodes 612 amino acids. Gene Ontology annotation, biological process: protein desumoylation.
CUAGGAAAAAAAUUGGCCAGCAACGCAGUCAGUGUGUGCUAACGCUAAGCUAGGAUAACGGCAGGCUGUGUGUCGUAGAUCGUCGUCUGACACCGUCUCUGCGGUGAAAUCGUCCUGGCCCGCGUAGAAGACCUCGUUACAAUUUUCUCGUAUUUGUCUGGGAUGUAUGGAUGGAUAGUUGACGGAAUAUCCUCGCUGUUUGAGCCCGUAACGGGGCAAAACCCCACCGAGUGGCCCGGGAAAGGUAACGUUAGCGAGGGGAGACCCACGACACCUGAGGCGAGGACACAGCGGCAGGAGACUAACGGCAGACCGGCUAAACGUAACUACCAGAGUGUUGAUGUUGCAGACAGUGUUGGCCAGAGUGAACAGGUGGAGGUGAAAAGACGCAGACGAGAUGUAGUAAUAAGUUUUGUGAAGAAGACUGUGGCCGGGGUAGCAAGUCUGCUCAGGCUGCGGAAUCCGCUGACGACCAGCUGUGAGAAGCACAGACAAUAUGAAGAGACACAGCCCGUCACUCUGAUGGGAAUAGAUGAGCUCCACACCUCAUGGCUGAACAGCACUGAGUGGAGAAUGGAUAAACCAGUGGGUGGAGUAAAUGAAAGGGGCGGUAAGAAUCCCUUUCAGAGCUCCUCACCUCCUCUAAUGAGGAAAUACAGUGGGACAGCGCUGUCUGCAGGGCUCCCUGACAGGGGGAAAGACAGGGAGAGGAGAGGCUCCCUCCAGCUGCUGCCCUCCAGGCCUCUGAGGGUAGGAACCCCAAACCCCGACCCCACCUGCACUGUCUUUGGACACAACCGCUGCUACAAGCCCAGUCUUACUGUGGAAGAGGCCAUAAAGCAGAACAAUAAGGAGCACUACAGGCGCUUGCUGGAGAUGGUGACAGAGAAGUACAGCAAAAGCCAACCCCUACCUUUCAACCAAACGAAACCACAAGAUGAGUCGCUGUCGCAGAGUGAACACAAAGCGACUGCUUCAGGAAAAGCUUUUGAAUCAGUGCCCAGGAAGACAGGAUACACAGCUGCCCCAAGUGUGUUUACAUGGAGAAAUGCAUCUGCACCCAAGGACAGGCGGGCUGGCUUGACUCUCAGUAAGACAUUCAGUGGAACCUUUGAGGACACACAGCAUGUGAGAUGUGCAAAGCAGAAACCGACAGCAGACUUGGACCUUUCUACAGAAGUCGCUACUCGCCUCAAUCUAGUGGACAGAGAGACUUCUGCCAUCAGCCUGCCUGACACACAUUCUGCACACACCACCCACAUAAGACACAGUGAUGAGGACAUACCUCGACUCACCAAGGAUAUGGCAGCGGAGGUGAGCGGUGCUCUGGCUCAGAGUGAUCCCAACCUUGUUUUAAGUGCCGCUUUCAAACUACGCAUCACACAGAGAGACCUGGCCACACUACAGGAAGGUGGAUGGCUCAACGAUGAGGUGAUGAACUUCUACCUUUCCCUGAUCAUGGAGCGGUGCUCCAACCAAGCAGCGGGAUUAAGAGUCUACUCGUUCAGCACCUUCUUCUUCCCCAAGCUGCGGGGUGGAGGAGGAGGAGGAGGAGGAGGAGGAGGCGCGCAAGCCGGAGGACACGCCGCUGUGAAGCGCUGGACCAAGGCUGUCGACCUCUUCCUCUAUGAUCUUAUUCUUGUCCCUCUGCAUCUGGGCGUCCACUGGGCAUUGGCUGUAAUAGAUUUUAAAUCAAAGACGGUGAAGUCAUAUGACUCGAUGGGCCAGAGACAUGAUGACAUCUGUAGUCUUUUACUACUCUACCUUAAGGAGGAGCACAAAGCAAAGAAAGGCAGAGAGCUCGACAGUGGCAAAUGGACUCUUGGUAGCAUGCGGGCCGCUGAGAUUCCACAGCAGAAAAACGGCAGCGACUGUGGUGUUUUUGCCUGUAAAUAUGCAGACUAUAUUGCAAAAGGAAGGCCGCUCACCUUCAAACAGUGCCACAUGCCUCUCUUCCGGAAGUUAAUGAUCUGGGAAAUUCUCAAUCAGAAGCUGCUAUAGAGAAUCGAAAACAAUCUCCUGUCAGUUACACGCCUAACAACAGAGACUUUCUCAACGGGAGCAACGUCUGUGUACAAGUAACGACACAGCGAGGAAGAUUAAUAAAAAGGAUGGGCCAAAGACGUGAACUUUACUGACUGAAACGUAACGCAGUCUGAAGAAAUCAAACACGAGUCUUAAGAUUUGAUUAUAUCCCCGUACCUGCCGGGGACGCAUUAACGUUUUGUAAUCUCUGAGUUGUAAUUGGAGACUUUAUUGGGAUGUAAGAAGUGUAUGUAUUACACAAGCUUUGGCACUACUGACUGAAUGGCUUUUUUUUUUUUUUUAAUUGACUUUGGAUUGUUAGUUUGCAGUACUGCCUGAAGUGCCUUCAGCCCUCUGACACUGAGCUCAACUUUUUGUCUAAUUUGGCAAAAUUCCUUAGCCGCAUAAAACUACAAGUCAGUUCUGAGGAGCUUGCCCCAGAAUUUGCUGACUCCUUUUUUUAUUUAUUUAAUUUGGCUGCAUCCCUCCAAGUUAUGAUCAACAAGAGUGGACAGCAACUAACUGGAACACUAUCAAUCUCUAAAUAUAGACAAUGAAAGAUAAAAUACCUCCUCUCCAGACCUUUUCCGGACAAAAAAAAAAUGCACAGUUGAGCGCUUGUAAUAUGUUUGAUUUGCUAUUAUUUAUGACUUGACUGAAUGAGAAAGUGUUUUGGGAGUGUGUAUGUGUGGUGUAUAGUGUUAUGAGUGGAGUAUUAAUAGUUGUUUCUCCCGUAUGUUACACAAGUCGCUGUUAGUUCUGUGAAUCUUCUUCAUGAGCGUACUGAGGCUACUUAGGGCUACUACACUUACUUAUAGCAUACUGCAUAGAAAACUACUGUACACACACGCAUGUUUGAGUUCAUGCUUUAAAAUGUGAUUUUUUUUUUUUGUUUCCUGUAAUAAAGUAUUCAUUUUCUAAAUUUGAA